Sclerotinia trifoliorum is the source of this 2463-nucleotide messenger RNA. The record is from the annotation of a GenBank genome assembly. NCBI's taxonomy places the organism in Eukaryota, Fungi, Ascomycota, Leotiomycetes, Helotiales, Sclerotiniaceae.
UUGCUACGACUCUUCCCAUAGUUGUAAGUAAAGUACAUUUUGACAACCUCAAACUUAAUUUUGGUUUUGGAAACAAUGUCUAUACUCAAACGGAAAACUCCGUAUUUGGAAAAGGGCGAGAUCGAUUGCGAUGAGGAACCAGAAUCCCCUUUAAAGAAACUGAAGACCCUCGAAUCACUUGUUGAUUCUGACGAGGAAUCAGAACCUGUUUUUAAGCACCUGGGGUUCUUGGAAUCACUUAUUGAUUCUGACGAGGAACCAGAAUCUCCUUCAAAGAACUUGGAAAGAUCCGAAUCACCUGUGGAUAUAGAACCGUCUCCCGAAUCCACGCCCGAAUCUUCUCCCGAAUCACUUCCACAGAAAUCAUUCAAGUCCACAUUAUCCUCUCGACAGGUUUCAAUGAUGGAAUAUGAAUUUGACGGGGAUCACUUUUUUGAGUCUUUCUCAAACAAACAAGUGAGAUUCGCGUCACCACUUGAACACGUCAAAGAAUUCUAUAAAACUGAAACGCUCGAAUUCCCAUUAAGAGAAGGCCCUUUCAGUCAGAAUUAUGUACUUUGUCCAAAGAUUCCGGAAAGGGUCCCUGCUCUGGUUACUCCUCAAUUAACUAGAAGCCAGCCUAUUCUGUAUUUCAAAGCGAACCCGACUCCUCCAGCUCGACCAGGUACCCCAAUUCCUCUACCUGCACCUCGACCAGCUAAUGCUGUGCUUCACCCACCCCUGCAAGAAACUUCGAUCCCUCCACCUACACCUCGACCAGCACCUCGAACAGUUGAUGCUACGCUUCCUCCCACCCUGCAAGCUUUUGUUACGCUUGGCUUGCUAUGUGAUAGAAACGGCUCUAAUAAAGAUGAGGAUAGCAAAGAGUCAACUGCUUCUUCUUCUACCCCUUCUUCUCGACCAGUUGUUGCUCAAAAGAUCGAAUCCCGCGUUCUAUACAGUAAGAACUCCAAAUCUAUUAUUAGUGUAAGCAAAGAUCAAAAUAAUGGCGAAAAUUCUGAUGGCGGCAAGGAUUCUGGUGAUAAGGGGCAUUCUGGUGAUAGGAAGGAUUCUGGUGAUAGGGAGGGUUUUGGUGAUAGAGAAGAUUUUGAUGAUAGGGAGGGUUCUGGUGAUAGAGAGGAUUUUGAUGAUAAGGAGGAUUCUGGUGAUAGGAAGGAUUCUGGUGAUAAGGAGGAUUCUGGUGAUAGGAGGGAUUCUGGUGAUAAGGAGGAUCCUGGUGAUGGCGAUGAUUCCGGUGAUAGCGGGGAUUCUGGUGAUAGCGAGGAUUCUGGCGAUAGUGAAGGAUCUGACGAAGAAAAAGAUACUUCCUCGCGUCUUCUUCUCCGUUUAAAAGGACCCCAAGGUGUUCUUUCACCUCCUCAUGACUCAAGUGAAGCGGUACCUGCACCCACCAUAAAAACCGGCUCCGAUGACAAAAAAACCAAUAUGCAUUCUCCUUUUGUCCCACGAACUAACUCAUCCGACACUAAUCGGCUAGUUCUUCCCAAACUAUCUGUACCUAAAUCGGUGCUCACCAUGGGAAAGAAAAGGACUAAAGCCGAAAAAAUUAUUGGAGUUAGUUCUAUCGAGUCUCCUCAUUACAAUUACACUAUGGCAAUGUACAGAGGAUCUGAAUUGGGACCCCAAAUCGAAAAUCAUUCAAACUGUCGUUUUUGUGUUUCUCCUUGGGGAAAGUGGCCUCCACUUACAUCCAGAAAUAGCCUCUACCACUCGACACAGGAAAAAAGCGAUCCAAUGCCCUGGCAAAGGAAACGAAGGGUAAGCGUUUCUCGUAUCACAGGACCUCUCAUUCGCCCAAUCCUUCACUUCCGAAAAGAUUCCGACGAAGUAAUCACAACGAUCAUUGAAUUUACCGAUGCACCAGGAGAAGAUCGUCUUCUUGCAUUUAUUGAUCGUGCAGAGGAAGAUGCAAUUAAUGCAGGUAUGCCCGAGAACCGAGAACCGAUAAAACUUAUCGUUACGUGGGAUAAUGGUGCGCAGUUACAUACACUUCCGUUCGGAAAGGGAAACCGUGAUAAUUCUACAAUUCAUUUGAUUAAAACUACUAAGGAUUGGAGAGCGGCAAUUCGCCUAAUGCGAAAGGAGGAGUGGUCGAAUCAGAACUGGACUAUUUGGUGGAGUGAGAAGCAUGAGGAUCGUGAUGAGGAGAUGGAUGAAAUUCCACAGGAUGCAGGGAAUGGAUGCAAAGUGGUGUGAUGAGAAUUUUUCCGCUUUUUUAUAAGCAGAGGAUAUUGGAGGAGCACCCAACUUAUACGGCCUGAAAGGAUCUUACAACUUUCCAUUGUUUGAGAAGACUUUUAUCCCAUUAUUUCUCAUUACUGUCUAGACCUAUUUCAUGUACCAAAAAAAUCAAUGUUAUGCUCAGUGGAGUUUCAGUCAAAGAGGGUUUCCUGGUCUGGAUAGAAAGCUUUUAGGGCCUCCCAUAGCGGAAUUGUUAGUACAUAGUAACUUUAAUGGGUUUUA